AUGUAUACCAACCCUAUCCUCCCCGGCUUCAACCCGGACCCGUCCAUCAUCCGCGUCGACGACUCCUUCUACCUCGUCACGUCCUCCUUCGAAUACUUCCCCGCAGCCCCCAUUUACCACAGCACAGAUCUGAUCCAAUGGAAGUUGAUCGGCCACGCUUUAACGCGGCCCAGCCAGCUGCAGGUCCAAACCCCCGAGCCGGGUGGCGGCGUCUGGGCCACCACGCUACGGCAUCAUAACGGCGUGUUCUACAUCAUCGCGGCCUGCUUUUCGCGGUAUCGACCGCAGGAGGACGAUCGGGUCUGGCCAAGAGGGUUCUAUGUCCGGACGACAGACAUAUGGGAUGAGACGAGCUGGUCGGAGCCGGUGUUUUUCGACCAGGUCGGGUUCGAUCAAGAUUUAUUCUGGGACUCCGACGAGACAGUCUAUCUCUCGUCCACCCACCGCAAACUGCUUCGCACUCCCAACGCCAAUCUCAAAGACUUCGCCAUCCACAUCGUCACCGUCGACCUCGCAACCGGCAACUCGACUUCCGAACCGAAACUCAUCCGCGAAUCCUCUUCCGGCGUUGCAGAGGGCUCGCAUAUCUUCAAACGCGGUAAAUACUACUAUCUGUUCACGGCGGAAGGGGGCACGGAGAGUGGACACUGCGAGUGGGUAAGUCGCAGCGCGGUGAGUCCCUUUGGACCGUGGGAGCUGGGUCCCAAUAACCCGCUAUGGCGGAACGGGGUGCAAGACGAGGUGCAGAAUACCGGACAUGCCGAUUUGGUGGAGGAUGCGAAGGGCCAGUGGUGGGCUGUUCUGUUGGGGGUGAGACCGGUGAUGAGGGAUGGACGGUGGGAGGAGUCGGUGUUUGGUCGAGAGACAUUCCUGGUGCCUGUGACGUGGGUCGACGAUUGGCCUGUGUUCAAUGGCGGAGAGAAGAUAACGCUGCAGGUCGAUGGGCCGAGGUUGUAUCCAUUCGAACAUCCUGUUCCGUGGAAGGAUGACUUUUCGAGCUCUUCGUUGCAAUUGGGAUGGUACAGAAAAAACACUCCGGUAAAAACUGAUUACUCUCUGGCAGAGCGGCCGGGGUAUCUUCGCCUGCACGGAGGGCCGUACAAUCUCUCUGUCCCGGCAUGCCCGACUUUAUUCCUACGAAAACAGACACACCGAUACUGCACGUGGGAGACCCGGUUGUCGUUUCGUCCCACAUCGGUCCAAACAGAGGCGGGCACAACUGUAUGGUGGAACUAUUUCACUUACAGCAGUAUCGGUAUUCGAGUGUCUCCCACGGGGCAGGACAGCACUCGUAUAGUAAGAUUUCGACCGGCCGAGGGGAAGACAGUCGACUUGGAACUAGCUAGUUCUGCCUCUGACGUGAUAUUUGUGAUUGAGUGUGGAGAUGCAUACAGGUUUGGGUUCAAGGAAGUCGGCGUAAAUGGCGACCAGGAUAGUGUCCAUUGGAUUGGGGAAGUCAUGAAUCAGGCGAUGGCGGAGGCUUCACUUCCCGUUGGAGCUCCAUUCACAGGCAUGAUGCUGGGGCUGUAUGCUUUUGGGGAGCUUCAGCGUUGUUUGGUACCUGCAGACUUUGAGUAUGCGGAAUUCCGAUGA
Aspergillus affinis is the source of this 1593-nucleotide messenger RNA. RefSeq names its product glycoside hydrolase family 43 protein. The transcript is spliced from 4 exons. Gene Ontology annotation, biological process: carbohydrate metabolic process. The coding region runs from base 1 to 1593 and encodes 530 amino acids. NCBI's taxonomy places the organism in Eukaryota, Fungi, Ascomycota, Eurotiomycetes, Eurotiales, Aspergillaceae. Gene Ontology annotation, molecular function: hydrolase activity, hydrolyzing O-glycosyl compounds. The record is from RefSeq and is a predicted model, not a curated record.